Molecule: messenger RNA, 1807 nt
Organism: Rhipicephalus microplus (southern cattle tick)
Lineage: Eukaryota; Metazoa; Arthropoda; Arachnida; Ixodida; Ixodidae
Product: JNK1/MAPK8-associated membrane protein
Biological process (GO): response to unfolded protein; ERAD pathway
Cellular component (GO): membrane
Molecular function (GO): ubiquitin protein ligase binding
Source: RefSeq, a predicted model, not a curated record
GUCGUACCUAACAGAAGUGGUGGACCCGCUGUUUACUGUUUUGUCAGAGCGAAACUUCUCUGCACGAUUUUUCUCGGUAUCGAGAAAUUCGAGUAAAAUGCAUCGGUUAGAGGACAGCUAUCUGGUCUAUCUUGUCGCGCAGUCCACUGGGGCUUAGAUGCAUCGAAAAUGCGAGCGUAGCAUGCGUGCCGAACGUUUGAUCGUCUGCUCGCAGACGAUCACUGACGCAACCAUUUCUGUAACGCCAAAUCAACCAACCUAACACAAACGUUUCCACGUCGUUCCAGCGCUGUGUGCGCCAUGCAAAACAUCUACCACUUCGAGCGUAGCAGCAGGACCCACUGCCCCGGCCUGUACUGCGGCCGAAUCAGAUUCGACAAUGGUUCCUUCAGCGACUGUGGGGCUUGUCCCCGUGGAUUCCGGGUGUCCCGUGAUAGCAAGCUGUGCAUGCCGUGUGCCGACCUGCCCCAGUUCUACGACUGGCUCUACCUGGGCUUCAUGGCUCUGCUGCUGCUGGUGGUCGAGUGGUACAUCAUCGACAAGACCAUGCGUCGACGAAGCUUCACUCCGGAGGUGCUCGCACUCCAUGCCUGUGCCCUGUUCGAGACCGUGCUGGCGGCGGUGGCGACUCUCCUGUCGACACCUCCUGUGGGGCAGGUCCUGCUGCACACGUGCCAAGUGCAGCGCCUCUCGGACUGGUACACCCUGCUGCACAACCCGACACCGGGCUACAAGCACACCAUGCGCUGCACCCAGGAGGCCGUUUACCCACUGUUUUCGAUGAUAUUCGUCUUCUACGGCCUCUGCCUGGCAUCCUUGCUGCUUCUGCGGCCCCUGCUGGUCUACAAGAUCUUCUCUGGUCAGGGAAAGAAGUCUGUCUUCCUGACCAUGUAUGCCAUUCCAGCGCUGGCCCUUAUCCACGCCACAAUGGGUGGACUGUUGUAUUACGCAUUUCCGUACAUCGUUAUCAUUCUGUCUGUGGUGUCCAUGGCAGCUCACUUUGCUUUCAGACUUGACCAGUCCAUGUGCUCCCUGUUCUCACAGACUCUGAAGGAGUCGCGAAACUUGACAAUUCUCUUCGGCCACUGGUUCCUCCACGCUUACGGAAUCAUUGCCAUCACCCAGUUGCGAGAUCCGGUCUUCCACUGGGCACUGCUCGCCGUCGUACCGUUCCCUUCACUGUUCUACAUCCUGACGUCAAAGUUCACAGAUCCGAGCAAGCUACAUGUGGAGUGACAUGCAAUCCUAGCUUGUGCCCUGUGAACCUCUUAAUGCAAGAACUUCCCAUGUUUCACUUUCAUGUUACGGCACGUCCUCGGUUGCUUGAUCCAUGAAAUGUAGUCUGCUUUGGAUCUUGACAACAGCGCAUGAUCGAUGAAUAGUAUUUGCCCAAGAAACUUCUUUCUUAGACUGUAUGUAUGACAAUGGAUGUUGUGUGGCAUAUUUGAAUGAUUGCGUGUGGCAGAAGCGAUGGCCGUCUCUGCUGCAAUAAGAUUUAUGUUCAUUGUGUAUUGUCAGUGGAAGGAGAUGUGCCACCAAUUUGUAGCUGUAAACUAAUCUAUGUUGCAGUUGCAUUUCAGUCUAUUUAUAAUUGUGCAGUCAAUGUUACCUUGUGUUUAGUGUUUGAGAUUUAUCAUCAUCUUGUGAGGGCAUCAUGCCCAGCAUAGGCUGGUUAUUGUACCAGUCUUCAGAAGGAUGGCGUGUUGUGUUGGUGAAAAGGCCAGAACUGAUGAAUUGAUGUAAAUAUACAAAUAGCUCGAUUUUCGAGGCCUGUAAAUACACUCAAUAAACUCCCUAAACACCCAGA